Molecule: messenger RNA, 1251 nt
Organism: Opisthocomus hoazin
Lineage: Eukaryota; Metazoa; Chordata; Aves; Opisthocomiformes; Opisthocomidae
Source: RefSeq, a predicted model, not a curated record
AUGCCGCGGGGAACUCUCCAUCUGGGCAGCCGCGGUGGCUCCGCAUCCUGCACGAGCGCCAGCCUGGUGCUGGGAGCUGUGCCGGGCUCUGCGGUCCUACCUGGGUCUCGUGUCUUCCUUGGCGGUGCGGGAUGUGGAACAGACCCGCCAACCGUCCUGUUCAACUCCUACCUGCACGCCCGAUCUCUGAGUUGUGAAGUUCUUCAAGCAAUAGAAAAUGUUAUUCAAGAUGUACUUAAAAGCUUGGCCGAAAAAAAAGCACCUGUUCUCACAUUGGCUAACAGAUCAGAUUGGAGGAAUGUAGAAUUUAAAGAUUCUGUAGGUCUACAGAUGAUACCACAUUCUACUACAAAACAAAUAAGAAGUGACUGCCCUAGAUCAGCACAAAAAUUUGCUCUGAUGCUCAAAAUGUUAUCUAUUAUCUAUAAGAUGGUGCAGAGCAAUACUUAUGCAACUAAAAGAGAUAUAUAUUAUUCAGAUACACUGCUGUUUGGUAGUCAAAGUGUUGUGGACAAUAUAAUCAAUGACAUUUCUUGCAUGCUUAAGAUACCUCGGAGAAGUCUACAUAUACUGUCUACAACUAAAGGUUUUGUUGCUGGUAAUUUAAGUUACACUGAGGAAGACGGUACAAAAGUGAAUUGUACCUGCGGUGCAACAGCAGUCACUGUGCCAUCUAAUGUUCAAGGAAUUAAAAACUUAAUCUCACAUGCCAAAUUUAUGUUAAUUGUAGAAAAAGAUGCAACUUUUCAGAGACUCUUGGAUGAUGAUUUCUGCAAUAGAUUGUCCCCAUGUAUAAUGAUUACGGGAAGAGGCAUACCAGAUCUUAACACACGACUCCUGGUCAGAAAGCUGUGGGAUUCUUUUAAAAUUCCUAUUUUCACUCUCAUGGAUGCAGAUCCACACGGUAUAGAAAUAAUGUGCAUCUACAAAUACGGAUCUGUGUCAAUGUCUUUUGAGGCCCAUCAUCUCACCGUUCCAUCUAUAAAGUGGCUUGGUCUCCUUCCAUCUGAUCUUCAGAGAUUAAAUAUACGCAAAGAUGUCCUGAUUCCAUUUACAAAGCAAGAUCAAAAUAAAUUAGCAAGUAUACAAAAGAGACCUUACAUUGCUAGUCAGCCAAUGUGGAAAAAAGAACUGGAAAUUAUGGCAGCAUCAAAACUGAAGGCUGAAAUUCAAGUUUUAACUUCUCUUUCAUCAGACUACCUCUCCAGAGUCUAUUUACCAAACAAGCUGCAGUUUGGUGGAUGGCUAUGA